Molecule: messenger RNA, 1942 nt
Organism: Medicago truncatula (barrel medic)
Lineage: Eukaryota; Viridiplantae; Streptophyta; Magnoliopsida; Fabales; Fabaceae
Product: tyrosine decarboxylase 1
Exons: 1
Coding region: 109-1680 (523 amino acids)
Biological process (GO): amino acid metabolic process; carboxylic acid metabolic process
Cellular component (GO): cytoplasm
Molecular function (GO): carboxy-lyase activity; pyridoxal phosphate binding
Source: RefSeq, a predicted model, not a curated record
CAUCUUAUAUAACUCACAACUCAUAGGCAGACAUUCUUGCAAACAUUCAAAAAUUCUUUAAUACAAUAUCUCACAUUCCUCAAAUCCCUUCAACAUUAAUUCAUCAUCAUGAACCCACUAGAUACUACAGAAUUCAAGAAACAAGGUCACAUGAUGAUUGAUUUCCUUGCUGAUUAUUAUGAAAACAUUUCAAACUAUCCUGUCCUAAGUCAAGUAGAACCAAACUACCUCAAAAAACUGUUACCUACUUUUGCCCCUUCAAAUCCUGAACCUAUUGAAACCAUCCUUGAAGAUUAUCAAAAAUACAUAAUCCCAGGUAUAACACAUUGGCAAAGUCCUAAUUACUUUGCUUAUUUUCCAUCAAGUGGUAGCACAGCAGGGUUCUUAGGAGAAAUGUUAAGCACUGGAUUGAAUGUUGUUGGAUUUAACUGGAUUUCAUCACCAGCUGCUACAGAACUAGAAAAUGUUGUUAUAGAUUGGCUUGGUGAAAUUUUGAAUCUUCCUAAGAGUUUUCUUUUUAAAGGUGGUGGUGGUGGUGUUUUAUUAGGCACAACCUGUGAAGGUAUUUUGGGAACUCUUGUUGUUGCUAGAGAUAAAAUUCUUAGCAAAAUUGGUAGUGAAAAUGCAGGUAAACUUGUUGUUUAUGGCUCUGAUCAAACACAUUGUGCAGUUCAAAAAGCAGCUCAUAUAAUAGGAAUUAACCCGAAAAAUUUCCGAGCUAUUAAGACUAAGAAGUUAAAUUCAUUCACUUUGUUGCCUGAAUCAUUGUUAUCAACAAUUGAAAAUGAUUUGAAAAAUGGUUUGGUUCCUUGCUUUCUUUGUGUAACUGUUGGCACAACUUCAACAACCGCAAUUGAUCCGGUAAGAAAAUUGUGUAAUGUUGCGAAAGAUUAUGGAAUUUGGGUUCAUAUUGAUGCUGCUUAUGCUGGCAGUGCUUGUAUUUGUCCAGAGUUUAGAUAUUUGAUUGAUGGUGUUGAAGAUGCUGAUUCUUUUAGUCUUAAUGCUCAUAAAUGGUUUUUGACUAAUUUAGAUUGCUGUUGUCUUUGGUUAAAGGAUCCAAAUUCUUUGAUAAAGUGUUUGUCAACGACGAAUUCAGAGUAUUUGGAGAAUAGUGCUUCUAAUUCAAAACAAGUGGUUGAUUACAAAGAUUGGCAGGUAACUUUAAGCCGAAGAUUUCGCGCUUUGAAGGUAUGGUUUGUUCUUAGAAGCUAUGGUGUUGAAAAUCUUAGGAAUUUUUUAAGGAACCAUGUUGAAAUGGCUAAAACUUUUGAAGGGUUGGUGAAAAUGGACAAAAGGUUUGAAAUUAUUGUACCUAGAAAACUUGCUGUUGUUUGUUUUAGGAUUUUACCAUAUGGUAAAAAAGUUGCUGAUGGAAAGGUAACAAAUGGAGAAGCUAAAUUAAUUAGUAGUGAAGAUGUUGUUGCUAAUGAGAUUAAUCGUAAGUUGUUGGAUUCUAUCAAUGCUUCAGGUGAUGUGUACAUGACGCAUGCUGUGGUUGAAGGAGUUUUUGUGAUUAGGUGUGCUAUUGGAGCAACUUUAACAGAGGAACUGCAUGUGGUGAAGGCUUGGAAGGUUGUACAAGAACAUGCAGAUGUGAUUCUAAAAGAUAACAUGAGUCGUAUAUUUGUCCAGAAACGGACUAUUGGCUACAUUGGUUACAACUUUGCAAUUGAAAAAUAAUAAAGUGUGUUUGGUUUUCGGGUGGCGAUGCUAGCAAGUUGGUCUCUCCUAGUGCUAAAAGGGUGAUUAAUAAACCAAUGUGGCUCAAAAACUUUAUACUUAAGUAAAAGUGUUGUUGUUUGUAAUUUCUUAUUUUCCCUUAAGAGGCCAUCAGCCCAAUUGUCUAAGCCUAUCAGGGCAGCAACCCUAGCUAUAUAAGGCUAUUGUUCCUAUCUUAAGAAUUAUGAAUAAAGUAAAAUUUUAUUUUCCGGUUUCUUUAUAA